Phragmites australis (common reed) is the source of this 2386-nucleotide messenger RNA. RefSeq names its product BURP domain-containing protein 12-like. NCBI's taxonomy places the organism in Eukaryota, Viridiplantae, Streptophyta, Magnoliopsida, Poales, Poaceae. Bases 60 to 1955 code for a protein of 631 amino acids. The record is from RefSeq and is a predicted model, not a curated record. The transcript has a single exon.
UCACUCUUAUUAAUCUCUCCUCCAUCGUCUCUCAAUCCCCACCCCCAAAUCUCUCCCCCAUGGCUUCCCCUCCUCCUCCCCACCCCGUCCUCACCACCACCACCCUCCUCCUCCUGCUCCUGCACAAUGCCGCCGGUGCCGGCUCCGGGUCGUCGCCUGCGGUGAACCCAUUCACGGCGAAGGCGGCCUUCAUCCGGUACUGGAACCGCAAGGUGCCCAACAACCGCCCCCACCCGUCCUUCUUCGUCUCCAAGCUCUCCCCGCUCCCCGCCGCCGCCUCCUCCUCCUUCCCCUCCACGCUGCCCGACAUCCGCGCCCGCCUCCCCACGCUCUGCUCCAAGGCCGCCCUCCUCUGUCCAUCAGGCGAGACGGCGUCGCUCGUCGGCCCCAAGGGUGGCGGCCCGUUCAAGGGCUACAGCAACGCCAACUUCUCUAACUACGGCACCGGCGACGGCGCCGGCGCCGACUCGUUCCGGAACUACUCCCCGGACCUCAACAUCGCCGCCGACUCCUUCCGCCGCUACGGCCGCGACUCGUCCGGGCGGGCCGACAGGUUCGAGACCUACGAGGCCGACGGCAACGUGGUCACAGCCAACUUCACCUCCUACGCCGGCGGCGCCACGGGCGGGUCGGGCACCUUCGCCGCCUACGCCGCCGAGACCAACGGCCCGGACUCCACAUUCACCAACUACGACGCCGAGGCCAACGGCCGCGCCCGCGGCUUCGCGUCCUACUCCCAGGAGUCCAACCACGGGGAGAGCGGCUUCUCCGGCUACGGCAAGAACAGCAACGGCGUGCGGGAGACCUUCGCCUCCUACGGCAACGAGUCCAACGUCCUGGCCUCCAGCUUCGCCAACUACGGCGAGUCCGCCAACGGCGCCACCGACACAUUCACGGGGUACGGCGUCGAGGGCAACGUCCCAGAGAACACGUUCCGGAGCUACGGAGCCGGCGGCAACGCCGGCGUCGACACGUUCAAGAAGUACCGCGACGACGCCAAUGUUGGGGACGACAGCUUCGCCUCCUACGCUAAGGGCGCCAAUGGCGGCGGCGCCGAGUUCCAGAGCUAUGGAAACUCGGCCAACCCGAGCAGCACCACCUUCAAGGGCUACGGCGAGGGCACCAAACCCAACCACCACAUUGGGUUCAAGGAGUACACCGGUGAGAACAACACCUUCAAGGGGUACGCCAAGACCGGCGUCGAUUUCAAGGAGUACCACAACACCUCGAGCACCACUGCAACAUUGACAGUGUCGUCGGAGGCAGCGGCAUCGGGGCAUCAGCAUCUGAAGUGGUCGCCGGAGCCUGGGAAGUUCUUCAGAGAGCGGGAACUCGUGGCCGGGAACCGAAUGCCAAUGCCGGACAUCAGGGACAAGAUGCCACCCAGGGCAUUCCUGCCUAGGGACAUUGCCACAAAGAUACCAUUCGAGCCGAAUGCCGUGUCAGAGGUGUUCGGGGUGCCGCUUGACACGGCGAUGGGGAAAGCUGUGGCGUCCACAGUAGCUGAGUGCCAGCGCGCACCCAGCCCAGGUGAGACCAAGCGGUGUGCAACCUCGGCCGAGGACAUUGUCGACUUUGCUGUGGAGAUGCUGGGCAAUGACAUUGUUGUGCGCAGCACGGCCUCCAUAGCGGGCAGCGGCAGGGACAUCAAGCUCGGCAGUGUCACCGGCGUCGACGGUGGCAAGGUGACACAGUCCGUUUCCUGUCACCAGAGCCUGUUCCCGUACCUGGUGUACUACUGCCACUCGGUGCCGAAGGUGCGGGUGUACGAGGCUGACAUCAUGGCCGCCGACUCCGAUGAGAAGAUCAAUCAUGGGGUGGCGAUCUGUCACCUCGACACAUCCGAUUGGAGCCCGAGUCAUGGGGCGUUCAUCGCACUCGGUGGACAACCCGGUGAGGUUGAGGUUUGCCACUGGAUCUUCGAGGGCGAUAUGACGUGGACAGCGGCGGAUUGACGCGAGCAGAGUCAUCCGAUCGGCUGGUUAAUCUUCUUAUUGCAAGACUAAGAGGAAUUACUUUUUUUUCGCAAUUUUUUCCCUUCUUUGUCAACCUUAUGGUGCUAAGAGUUGUGCAAGUUGUUUAGGAGAGAAGGGUCGGUCCAUUAUCAAAUGUAAACUGUAAAUCCGAAAUCUUGGGGGAGUUGUGCGUGAUUUGAUUUUCUUGAUCAAAUUGCUUUUUGUUGUGGUAAAAGCAAUGCAGUUCUUCAAAAGCUUGGUCAAGUUGCCCCUAAAGUGGUGUGCUUCAAGUACGUUGUGUCAUUUUCAAUGUAUGUAGCAGAUCAGAAGCAAAUAGUUCCCUUCCUGAUCUCAAAAACGAAGAAUAACUGUAAAGUGUGAACUUGUAACUGAAGCUUCAUAAUUUGGAUUUGGGUGGCCUUUUGUUUGAA